Mus pahari (shrew mouse) is the source of this 2604-nucleotide messenger RNA. RefSeq names its product polo like kinase 3 (gene Plk3). The record is from RefSeq and is a predicted model, not a curated record. Gene Ontology annotation, molecular function: protein serine/threonine kinase activity; protein binding; ATP binding. Gene Ontology annotation, cellular component: spindle pole; nucleus; cytoplasm. Gene Ontology annotation, biological process: mitotic G1/S transition checkpoint signaling; protein phosphorylation; Golgi disassembly. The transcript is spliced from 15 exons. Bases 331 to 2274 code for a protein of 647 amino acids. Lineage: Eukaryota; Metazoa; Chordata; Mammalia; Rodentia; Muridae.
ACACCUGCCGGGCGACUAGCACAACGGGGGCUCCUUUAAGGCCAGAGAAGGAGGAGUGGCCUUUAAGUACGCCCAGGCGAGGGGGAAGAUCUUUCAGGUGACGUAAGGCGGAGCAAUGGGCGUGGCCUCUCCAAGCCUGGCUGCCAGGAAAGGGGCGGAGCUCGAGAUGACGAAACACCGGGGAGGGGGCAGGGAUUCAUUGAUAAAAACGUCGGGCUGCCCCCCUGCCCGGGCGCGAUCGCAGCGUAGAGAAACCAGGCAGCGCCACGCGCGGCCGGGGCCGGGCGGAACCGAGAACCAGCUCGGCAGGCGCUGAGCCGCGCCGUCCGCAUGGAGCCCGCCGCCGGCUUCUUGUCUCCGCGUCCCUUCCCGCGCGCCGCUGCCCCGUCCGCGCCCCCCGCCGGCCCGGGGCCACCUGCCAGUGCCUCCCCGCGGUCGGAACCUGAGGUGCUGGCCGGGCCACGGGCGCCGGAUCCUGGUCGCCUCAUCACCGAUCCUCUCAGCGGCCGUACCUACACCAAGGGUCGCUUGUUGGGCAAGGGGGGCUUCGCUCGCUGCUAUGAAGCCACUGACACCGAGACUGGUAUAGCCUACGCGGUCAAAGUCAUCCCGCAGAGUCGCGUCGCCAAGCCGCAUCAGCGCGAGAAGAUCCUAAAUGAGAUAGAGUUGCACCGAGACCUGCAGCACCGCCAUAUCGUUCGCUUUUCACAUCAUUUCGAGGAUGCUGACAACAUAUACAUUUUCCUGGAGCUCUGUAGCCGAAAGUCCCUGGCCCACAUAUGGAAGGCCCGACACACCCUGUUGGAACCAGAGGUUCGCUACUACCUGCGCCAGAUCCUUUCUGGCCUCAAGUACUUGCACCAGAGGGGUAUCUUGCACAGAGAUCUCAAGCUGGGAAAUUUUUUCAUCACGGAUAACAUGGAACUGAAGGUGGGGGAUUUUGGGCUGGCAGCUCGAUUAGAGCCCCCAGAGCAGAGGAAAAAGACCAUCUGUGGCACUCCCAACUACGUGGCCCCAGAAGUGCUGCUGAGACAGGGCCAUGGCCCCGAGGCAGAUGUGUGGUCGCUUGGUUGUGUCAUGUACACGCUCCUGUGUGGGAGCCCCCCAUUUGAGACUGCUGACCUGAAGGAAACAUACCGCUGCAUCAAGCAGGUUCAUUACACGCUACCCGCCAGCCUCUCGCUGCCUGCCCGGCAGCUCCUGGCUGCCAUCCUCCGAGCUUCACCCAGAGACCGUCCUUCCAUUGAACAGAUCCUACGCCAUGACUUCUUUACGAAGGGCUACACCCCUGACCGGCUCCCGGUCAGCAGCUGUGUGACAGUCCCAGAUCUGACACCCCCCAACCCUGCGAGGAGUCUGUUUGCCAAAGUUACCAAGAGCCUGUUUGGCAGGAAAAAGAACAAGAAUAAGAACCAUUCUGAGGACCAGGAUAAUGUCUCCUGCUUGGUGAGCGGCCUCAUGCGCACAUCCAUCGGUCAUCCAGAUGUCAGGCCGGAGGCUCCGGUAGUUCCAGGCCUGGCCCCUGCCAGCUUGGUAGAGACGGCUGCCGAGGACAGCUCGCCCCGUGGGACACUGGCCAGCAGUGGAGAUGGGUUUGAAGAAGGUUUGACUGUGGCCACAGUGGUGGAGUCUGCCCUCUGUGCACUGAGAAACUGUGUGGCCUUCAUGCCCCCAGCCGAACAGAACCCAGCCCCGCUGGCACAGCCAGAGCCUCUGGUGUGGGUCAGCAAGUGGGUUGACUACUCCAACAAGUUUGGCUUUGGCUAUCAGCUGUCCAGCCGCCGUGUAGCUGUGCUCUUCAAUGAUGGCACCCACAUGGCCCUGUCAGCCAAUAGGAAGACGGUGCACUACAACCCUACCAGCACGAAGCACUUCUCCUUCUCAGUGGGUUCUGUGCCCCGAGCUCUGCAGCCUCAGCUGGGCAUCCUGCGGUAUUUCGCGUCCUACAUGGAACAACAUCUCAUGAAGGGUGGAGAUCUGCCCAGUGUGGAAGAGGUAGAGAUGCCUGCCCCACCCUUGCUGCUGCAGUGGGUCAAGACUGAUCAGGCCCUCCUCAUGCUGUUCAGUGAUGGCACUGUCCAGGUGAACUUCUACGGGGACCACACGAAACUGAUCCUCAGUGGCUGGGAGCCUCUCCUUGUGACCUUCGUGGCCCGAAAUCGCAGCGCCUGUACUUACCUCGCGUCCCACCUCCGGCAGCUGGGCUGCUCCCCAGACUUGCGGCAGCGACUGCGCUAUGCUCUGCGCCUGCUCAGGGACCGAAGCCCUGCUUAGGUUCCAACUCAGAGAGAGCGGGCUGUGAUCCAGAUCCUGGGCCUGGGCCUGAAAGGCUCCGGGCCUCGCCUUUGUGGCCCUUCCUGUCCCUUUGGUGCCUCACUGGGGGCUCCUGGCUGAAUCCCCCCAGGGAAUCAGGGACCAGCUUUACUGAUGGUCAGGGAUGGCCUGCCCUCCCUGCAUCUUACCCUUCUGAGAUAAGCCUGAGCCUUAGCUCCCAGCUAGGGGGCGUUAUUUAUGGACCACUUUUAUUUAUUAACAGACAUUUAUUUAUUGGGAUGUGAGCCCCAGGGGGGCCUCCUCCUGGGAUAAUAAACCGUUUUUUCAGAA